AUGCGUAGCGCGACAUGGUCGCGUGGAUUCGAAGGCGAUGGAUUGUCGCUCCAGGAGUCCAUCUCUGUCGCGGCGCACGUCAGCGCUGCGCAGCGACGACGGACUUUCAUGCUCGAGCUCGUCGGCCCCUCUGAGUCAAACGCAGCACGGCGUGUUGACUCGAUGCUCGCGGCCGAUCAGAAGCUAUCGGCACCGAGGUGUGAUCUCAUGCUACGUAAAUCGCAGGCCGAGAGUAGUGGUGGUGGCCCGGCCUUGAAUCUCGUCUUUUGA
Molecule: messenger RNA, 270 nt
Organism: Marchantia polymorpha subsp. ruderalis
Lineage: Eukaryota; Viridiplantae; Streptophyta; Marchantiopsida; Marchantiales; Marchantiaceae
Source: the annotation of a GenBank genome assembly